AGAGAGAAAAUGGAGGAGAUUGAACACAGAAACUUGAAGAUAAAUGGAAUAAACAUGCACAUAGCAGAAAAGGGAAAAGGUCCGACGAUCCUAUUCCUCCACGGCUUCCCUGAUCUAUGGUACUCAUGGCGCCAUCAGAUCCUCUACUUCGCCGACAAUGGUUACCGCGCCGUCGCCCCAGACCUACGCGGCUUUGGUCAAACAACCGGAGCCCCAACUCAGGACCCAUCCCAAUUCAGCGUCAUGCAUCUGGUCGGCGACAUCGUUUCGCUCCUCGACGCCAUCGCGCCGGACGAGGAAAAGGUGUUCGUCGUGGGCCAUGACUGGGGAGCAUCCAUCGGGUGGUACUUGUGUCUGUUCAGACCCGAUAGAGUCAAGGCCUUCGUAUCCCUCAGUGUCCAUUAUCUCAAACGGAACCCGGAUCCUGCUAUGAACUUCACGGAUCUUUUCCGGGCCAUCUACGGCGAUCACCACUACAUUUGGAGAUUUCAGGAACCUGGUGACAUUGAAGCUGAGUUUGCAAAGGUUGGUUUUAAACAAGUGCUGAAGAAGUUCCUAACAUUUCGCGAUCCAGCCCCCUUUUUCUUCCCUAAAACCACCGAUAAUUUCAUUGACUCGUACCACACCCCGAUUGCCUUACCCCACUGGUUGUCCGAGGAAGAUCUCGACUAUUAUGUUUCCAAUUACGAGAAAACUGGAUUCACCGGAGGCAUAAACUACUAUCGUGCUUUCAAGUUGUAA
This is a messenger RNA of Impatiens glandulifera, 741 nucleotides long. RefSeq names its product epoxide hydrolase A-like. The record is from RefSeq and is a predicted model, not a curated record. Gene Ontology annotation, molecular function: hydrolase activity. Lineage: Eukaryota; Viridiplantae; Streptophyta; Magnoliopsida; Ericales; Balsaminaceae. The coding region runs from base 10 to 741 and encodes 243 amino acids. The transcript has 2 exons.